AUGGCGACGCAGAACCAAGACCGCCUGCGCACGCACUUCGCCUCGCUGGAGUCGACAACGCGCGCACAAGGCAGCGGCUGGGACACGCUGUGGGAGCGCGCCUCCUUCCUUCCGUGGGACAGGGGCUACGCGAACCCGGCGCUCAUCGACCUGCUCUCGAGCUCAAGCUCGUCCGCAGCGCCGCCGUCGUCGCCGGACGCGAAUCCCACGCCCGGCGCGCCCGCAGUUGAUGCGAAGCCCGUUGCAGUCCAUCUCCCCACGGCGGCCGAAGGGGGCAGGAGGAAGAAGGCCCUCGUCCCGGGAUGUGGGAAGGGGUACGAUGUUGCGCUGUUCAGCGCGUACGGGUUUGAUGCGUUUGGCUUGGAGGUCAGCCCGCACGCUGCGAAGGCGGCGGACGAGUAUCUGAAGAAUGCCGGCGCGGGGGCGUUGGACAACGAGUACGAGGGGAAAGACGGGGGCGCGGGGAAAGGGAGGGCUGUGUGUCUCGUCGGCGACUUCUUCGAUGAUGCGUGGGUGGCACAGGCCGGCGGGGGAGGCUUCGACAUCAUCUACGACAACACGUUUCUCUGUGCGCUCCCGCCGUCCCUCCGCCCCCAGUGGGCGAAACGCAUCUCCUCCCUCCUCGCGCCGGCCGGCAGGCUCAUCUGUCUCGAGUUCCCCACACACAAGCCCGCGUCGUCGGGCGGCCCGCCGUGGUCGCUGCCGCCCACGGUGCACGCGGAGCUGCUCAAGCGGCCCGGCGAGGAGAUAUCGUACGACGAGGCGGGCGUAGUGGUAGCCACGGAGCGCAGCGCCGGCGAGGGCGCGCUGAAGCGAGUAGCGCACUACGUACCACAGCGGACGCACGAAGUGGGCAUCAUCAAGGGCGUAGUGCGGGACUGCGUGAGCGUGUGGAUGCACUCCUAA
Molecule: messenger RNA, 906 nt
Organism: Didymella exigua CBS 183.55
Lineage: Eukaryota; Fungi; Ascomycota; Dothideomycetes; Pleosporales; Didymellaceae
Product: S-adenosyl-L-methionine-dependent methyltransferase
Exons: 2
Coding region: 1-906 (301 amino acids)
Molecular function (GO): thiopurine S-methyltransferase activity
Source: RefSeq, a predicted model, not a curated record